CCAAACUGACCACGAGGAUUCUGACAGUGUCGCUGUCGUGGAUUUCAACUCUCGUAUAUCGUUGCGAUCGCUACCUUAAUAGUGAUAUAAAUAGUGACACUAGUAAAUUCUUUACAUACCUGGAUAUGGUAGCCCAUUUUGCAGCAGUUGCUUUCACGGGGUUCAUGAUUUAUGCUGCAUGGCCAGGGAGUAGUCUUUUUUCAUGGCAUCCAACUCUGAUGGCUGUAGCUAUGGCGCUACUGAUGUUUGAAGCAAUCACAGUCUUCUCACCUAGCAGCUCCCUCAUCGUAUCCUGGCAACGCCCAAGUAAAGCCAAUAUCCAUGGUUACAUGAUGGCCGCCUCAAUGGUGGCUGCCAUUGCUGGAUUUCUUGUCAUAUUCUACAAUAAACAGUUAAACAACAAAGAACAUUUUACCACCUGGCAUGGCACUAUGGGAUUGAUUACAUUGCUUUGGGCAUGUUUGCAGACUUGUGGAGGACUGCUGCUCAAGUAUAAUUGGUUGAUAACAUCCUGGAAAAUUCGACUUGUGGACAUGAAACUUUACCAUGCCACCGCUGGUCUCUGUGCUUUUACGCUAGUCUCUGUGACCCUAGUGCUGGCCUUGUUUUCUGAUUGGUUUACUAGUGUUGCUACAGGAACCACCUGGUGGGGAAUUUUUGCAUUACUUGGUUGUUUAUCAUUGACAGUGAUGCAGCAGAUCACGACAGCCUACUUACCUCAGGCCCGCAGCAAGCCGAAACCAAUAACAUCCAAACAAGGGAAACGUAAGGAAAAGAAGAAAGAAAAAUAGGGAGGUUCUGUUUAUUCACAAAGCUCAGACAAUCAGUGUUUGCUCAUAUGUAUAAAUUAUUGACAGCAGAAAAUUAAUAUUUUUUAUUGAAUUUUUGAUGUUGAUUUCAUGGGGACCAAUUUAUCAACAAUUUAUUGAAACUAUCAUAUAGAUGAUAUUAUUGAAAUUUUGCAUUUUUUAUAUAAUUGUCCAAAGUCAUAUCUUGUGACUUUCUUCUUUAUGCAGAUAAUGUAACUAAUUUUGCAUAAAUAUUAUGCAUUUCAUGCACCCUACCAAACUUACUUUGGGUGUUUAAUCAAUCAAUCCAUUUUCAUUACCUACAUUUUUCAGAUCAUGAAGGAUCAGUAGAAUAUGUCCAAUUGUAAAGUACAUGUAUCUAUAAAACUUAGGCAUACCAAACUUGCAUGAAGGAUGCACCUAUCGUGAUGCACUCAGCCAGAUGUGCUUGGAAUGUUAGCGUGUGGCUUACCUGGAGGUUCCACUAAACUAGAUCUACCAAGUGAUUGGAUGGAAUUUUUUUUUAGAGCAGAUCAGCUAGUCCCAAAGAAUCUAUAGGUAUUAUCAAAAAACUUCUAUGAUGUUAUUGCUGUUAUUGAAGCUUCCCCAAUUGCAAGUAACAUGAUGACCCCUGUAAGCUCAGUUGGGGAAACAUUAUGGGGGUCAAACAUUUAGUUUAGUUUUGAGUAAACUCAGGUGACCUAUUGCUAUCCGUUUUCGUCCGUCGUUGUGCGUCGUCCGUCGUGCGUCUUGUGUUAACAUUUGAACAUUUUCAGCUUCUUCUCUGCAACCGCUCAACCAACUUCAACCAAAUUUGGCACAAA
Molecule: messenger RNA, 1612 nt
Organism: Saccostrea cuccullata (small rock oyster)
Lineage: Eukaryota; Metazoa; Mollusca; Bivalvia; Ostreida; Ostreidae
Product: transmembrane reductase CYB561D2-like
Molecular function (GO): heme binding; transmembrane monodehydroascorbate reductase activity
Source: RefSeq, a predicted model, not a curated record